Messenger RNA from Trichoderma harzianum CBS 226.95, 1064 nucleotides. RefSeq lists its product as hypothetical. The coding region runs from base 136 to 960 and encodes 274 amino acids. The record is from RefSeq and is a predicted model, not a curated record. Gene Ontology annotation, molecular function: L-cystine transmembrane transporter activity. NCBI's taxonomy places the organism in Eukaryota, Fungi, Ascomycota, Sordariomycetes, Hypocreales, Hypocreaceae. Gene Ontology annotation, cellular component: vacuolar membrane; fungal-type vacuole. The transcript is spliced from 3 exons. Gene Ontology annotation, biological process: L-cystine transport.
CAAAAAAAAAAAAAAAAAAAAAAAAUACGCCGCUGCCGGACCGAUCCGGGACGGUGGCUUGCAUCAAGACAUAUCAUCGCCAGGUACUUCCGGCGCCUCAAUAACCUCCAGGCCCGAAAGCCGUCAUCGCAUCGCAUGGCCGCAUUCCUGCCCUUGCUUGCCUCCCUCUUUGGCUGGAUCUACACGCUCGCCUGGAGCCUCUCCUUUUACCCCCAGCCGCUGCUCAACUGGCAGCGCCGCUCCACGUCCGGCACCACGGCCGACUUUCCUACCCUCAACAUCAUUGGUUUUGCCGCGUAUCUCGCUUCCAACGUCGCCUUGUACUACUCCCCCGUUGUGCGGAGCCAGUACGCCGCCCGCCAUAACGGCUUGCUCCCCACCGUCGCCUUCAACGACAUCACCUUUGCGCUGCACGCCCUCGUCCUCAGCAUCAUCACCGCCUCGCAGUAUCUCCUCCGCCCGCUCUGGGGCUUCGAGCCUAGCGCUGGCACCCGCCCUAGCCGCUUCGUCACCGGCAUCAUUGCUGGCUCUGCGCUGGGCCUCCUCAUCACCUGGAUCAUUGUGGGCGCGACGCCGUCUGGGAAUCCGGCUACCGACUGGUGCGACCUGGAUAUUGCAUACGCCGUCGGUUAUGUCAAGCUCUUGGUCUCGCUGGUCAAGUACACGCCGCAGAUCCUCGCAAACUACCGCAACAAGAGCACGCGGGGUUGGAGCAUCUGGCAGAUCAUCCUCGAUAUCGUCGGGGGAUUCUUGAGCUUGGCCCAGCUCGGCAUCGAUGGCUACCUGCAGCACGACUGGAGUGGCAUUACGGGCAACCCGAUAAAGCUGGCGCUUGGCAACUGCAGCUUGGUUUUUGACACCAUCUUCAUCUUGCAGCACUACGUCAUUUACCGAGGCAAGGAGACCAGCGAUGAGGAACAGAGGCUUCUUCCAGAUGAAGAGAGGAGGCACCGUGAUUAGAUUAGAUCCCAGACCACGCCGUUUUUUGAUUGCAGACUUAGAUUUUGUGGUGCUUUUAAACAAAGGGCGCCGCCUAAUACCCACUGAGCAAGAGUAAGAAGAGG